ACAAAAACAAUUUUUACCUUCGUAUCUGCAUGUUUUUACCCAUAUAAAUUGGCACUAUUGCAAGUCAUAUGCCAUCAACUUAUUUUUUAUUUUUUCUAUUUUACAGGAGUCAUCCCGGUGAUCGCCAACAACGGAUGUAACGGAUGCACUGAAAGACAAAUGACCACCAUCAAGAAGUCGCUGAACUUCCUGAGGACGAAGAAGCCGGUCGAAUGGGCGAGACUCGUAAAGAUCUACGACCCGUCCGGCACCAAAUUGAACAAAUUCCUCGACGCGUAAUGGCUCCAACACAUAACAUAAUAAUAUUAUCAU
Diuraphis noxia (Russian wheat aphid) is the source of this 312-nucleotide messenger RNA. RefSeq names its product putative odorant-binding protein A10. NCBI's taxonomy places the organism in Eukaryota, Metazoa, Arthropoda, Insecta, Hemiptera, Aphididae. The record is from RefSeq and is a predicted model, not a curated record.